AUGCGGCUGGGCCCGAGGCCCGCGGCCCUGGGGCUGCUGCUGCUGCUGCUGCUGUGCGCGCCGGCGGCCGGCGCUGGGGACGCGCAGGGCGAGCACCGCAGCGACUACGACCGCGAGGCGCUGCUGGGCGGCCAGGAAGAAGUCGACGAGUAUGUUAAACUCGCUCCCGAAGAGCAACAGAAAAGACUGAAGUCGAUCGUAAAGAAGAUUGACUUGGACUCAGAUGGCUUUCUCACCGAAAGUGAGCUCAGUUCGUGGAUUCAGAUGUCCUUUAAACAUUAUGCGAUGCAAGAGGCGAAACAGCAGUUUGUGGAAUACGAUAAAAACAGCGAUGGGAGCGUGUCCUGGGACGAAUACAACAUCCAGAUGUACGACCGCGUGAUUGACUUUGACGAGAACACAGCUCUGGACGACGCGGAAGAGGAGUCCUUCAGGCAGCUUCAUCUAAAGGACAAGAAGCGCUUUGAAAAGGCAAACCAGGACUCGGAUCCCGGUUUGAAUCUUGAAGAAUUCAUUGCUUUCGAGCAUCCUGAAGAGGUUGAUUAUAUGACGGAAUUCGUCAUCGAAGAGGCUUUAGAAGAACAUGACAAAGACGGGGAUGGAUUUGUCAGUUUGGAAGAAUUCCUAGGUGACUACAGGCGGGACCCAGCAGCCAAUGAAGAUCCAGAGUGGAUACUUGUUGAGAAAGAUAGAUUCCUGAAUGAUUACGACAAGGAUUCGGACGGCAGGCUGGACCCUCAAGAGCUGCUGUCUUGGGUGGUGCCCAACAACCAGGGCAUUGCCCAGGAAGAGGCUCUCCACCUCAUCGACGAGAUGGAUCUGAACAAUGACAGGAAGCUCUCCGAGGCGGAGAUUCUGGAGAACCAGGACUUGUUCCUCACCAGCGAGGCCACAGACUAUGGCCGCCAGCUUCACGAUGAGUAUUUCUACCACGACGAGCUCUGA
Pipistrellus nathusii (Nathusius's pipistrelle) is the source of this 945-nucleotide messenger RNA. The record is from the annotation of a GenBank genome assembly. Lineage: Eukaryota; Metazoa; Chordata; Mammalia; Chiroptera; Vespertilionidae.